GACUAUAUUUCGCCCGAACUUUCAAAAUUCAUGAAAUGCUGCGCACGAAAACAACAUAAACAAAGCCCAGUUAAAGUUAAAAAAAAAGUCGUAAAUAUGCCGAUACUUGAUCAAAUGCUUCCUACCAAUCUGGGUCCCAAUUUGGUGACAGCCUCUAAAGCGCUUAAAAGUCCUCUUGGCCAGGCGUUGGUCUCCUUCUUGGUGGGCUACUUUGUCACCACAAAGUUGUCGCAAUUUUACGGCAAGUUCAAGAGGGACUCUGAGAAAACCGACGCAUCGCAGGAGGAUUUGGACACACCACCCAGGGAAGACAGUGAGUCAGUGACCAAAGGACACGACAUUGUCCUGCUCACUGUGGAGGAGCUAACUGCCUUCGAUGGCUCCAGCCCCAGUCUACCCAUUUACACUGCCCUCAACGGCCUCAUAUACGAUCUGAGUCCGGGCCGAGAAAAGUUCAGCACUCAUGGGCCAUACUCCCUUCUGGCCGGCUGCAAUGCCAACAAGGUCCUGAACAUUGCCUGCAGUUCCAUGGGCGUCUGCGCCCCGAAUGUGAUAAGUCGCUGGGAACGGAGCCUGAAAGCCGAGUUUGCAGUCGUGGGCUACCUAGUAGUUGCGGAUUUAUAUUUUGAUGAUGGGGGUCUAGAGAAACACGAAGAUUUGGCCGCAGCGGAUCAAACGGUGUGAUUCUGCUUAAGGUGCUGUGAAUAUCCCAUUUUCUUAGCUUGGCAAUAAAAUAUUAUUCAUCGAACUAGUAAUUUAAUUCCAAGCCAACUAAAGGGGAUAUUCACUGCAAAUGCAUUUGGAAAAAUUACAUGUAACUUGUAGCUUGAGCUGUAGAAAAAAGAAAAUUAAUGAAGACA
Drosophila erecta is the source of this 860-nucleotide messenger RNA. RefSeq names its product membrane steroid-binding protein 2. Lineage: Eukaryota; Metazoa; Arthropoda; Insecta; Diptera; Drosophilidae. The transcript is spliced from 2 exons. Bases 31 to 684 code for a protein of 217 amino acids. The record is from RefSeq and is a predicted model, not a curated record.